AUGGCUGGUCCAUCUAAUGCAAAAGGAUCAACUUACAUUCAAGUAGAUGUUCAUUACGAUGGAAUGUUUUCCCCCAUUCAUCAUCUUAUAUACUACCUGAAUCAAAAAACGUCAAUUACAGAUGUCGAUUUUGGUGGAUUAAAUUUCAAAGAGUUCAUUUAUGUUCUUGAGGAUGUCACAAAGGGGAAGUGUCCUGUUGUCUACUACUGUCUUGGGCAUAAGUCAAUGCGUGAUGAGGAAGAAAAGGAAGAAAAAAGUGUUGAUAGUGAAAGCUCUGAUGAAGAUAAAGACUCGGUUAUGUCUGAUGCUCUAUCUGUUGAUCAUGAACCCGAUGAAGAGGUAAUACCAUUGACUAAAUCUGAUGAUCCCUUUCUUAACUAUAUUAGUGUUGUCCCUAGAGAUGAUUUUGUUGAUGAGGAUGAUGAUUCAGAUAAUGGAACCAAAGAAGCCCCAAUUUAUCCUUUUCAUGACUCAACUCAGAAAUGGGAUACAAUGCAACCCAUCCUUGGUAUGAGGUUUUGUAACCCUCAAGAACUUAAACAGCUUAUCUCAAACUAUGCAGUAGCAAACGGUUUUAACCUUUGUGAAAAGUCAUUCCAAAUUAAGUCCUUACGUAAUGAGCAUAACUGUGCUAGAACCUUCAAGUUUGGGUCAGUUGUUUCUUACUCAUGGAUAGGGAAACAUUUUGUUAAUGAUAUUUUAGAAAAUCCCAAAAUGAGUUGCAGGGAAAUGAGGGAUAAAGUUGGGGAAAUUUUCAAUGUGAAGGUUAGUGUUGGACAAUGCAGGAAUGCAAAGAAGUUUGCACUUAAUGAGAUCGAAGGCAGUUUGAACACACAUUAUGAAAAAUUAUGGAGUUAUGGAGCUGAGAUAUUAAGAGCUAAUCCAGGGUCAACAGUGAAAAUUGGGACGGAUACAAUGCCUGAUUCCACAAUUUAUUUUUCUAGGAUGUAUGUUUGUAUCAAAGGUGUAAAGGAUGGUUGGAUUGAAGGAUGCAGGAGGGUUAUAGGUGUAGAUGGUUGCUUUUUAAAAGGUAUUUGCAGAGGUGAGCUUCUUUCAGCUGGUCUUAUUGAGGCUGUUAAAGAAAGAUUACCAGAUGCUGAGCAUAGGCAAUGUGCUAGGCACGUCUAUGCUAAUUUCAAGAAAAAAUUUAAGGGUGCUGCAUAUAGGAAGCUUUUUUGGAGGGCUGCAAAGGCCACAACUGUGCAGAGGUUUGAAGGUAUAAUGAAAGAGAUUAGGGUGAUUGAUAUACAAGCAUAUGAUCACUUGAUGGAAAGAGAUCCAAAAUCCUGGUCUAGGGCUUUUUUUGUAUUGGAUAGGUCUUGUGAUGCCAUUGAGAAUGGUAUUUGUGAAUCUUUUAAUGCUAUAAUUGUGCAUGCUAGGAAAAAGCCGAUUAUAACAAUGUUAGAGGAAAUUAGGAGGUAUUGGUAUGUAAUUCCCAGUGGAGUGCAACAAUUUGAGGUGAGGUCAGUACAUGAGGUUUAUGCUGUGUACUUGAACCAAAGAACAUGUGCAUGUAGAGGAUGGCAACUAAGCGAAAUGUUUGGAAAUUGCUAUAAGUAUACAAUUAAUCCUUUAAAUGGAAGUGAAAUGUGGCCAUCUUGGGAAGGUCAACCUAUGUUGCCCCCGAAACGUAAAAGAUUACCUGGCAGACCUAAAGUCAACAGGAAGAAGGCUGCUUCAGAAAAAGAAGGUCGACAUACUAUUAGCAAGAAAGGGGCUAUUACAAAAUGCAGCAUCUCUAGAGAACCAGGACACAACAAAAUAACAUGUCCACUGUCCAAAAAAGGACCAAGUACUAAAGCCAAAAAGAAGAAGGGUAAACAUGUUCCUAAUGUUGAGGAUGAGUCUGAAUUUAAGAUUGAAGAGAUGGCUGAAGUUGAAGAUGAGUAUCAAUCUGAGUUUGAAUCUGAGAUUGAAGAGCUGGCUAAAGAUGGUGAUGAACCUGAUCAAGGACAAGUUGAUGAACAAAUUGUUGAAGCUGCUGUUGAAGCUGUUUUUGAACCUGAUCAGGAACAAGUUCAUGAACCUGAUCAGGAACAAGUUCAUAGACCUGUUGUUGAGGAACCUGCUGCACAACCCGUUGUUGAAGUUGAAUAA
This is a messenger RNA of Lactuca saligna, 2097 nucleotides long. NCBI's taxonomy places the organism in Eukaryota, Viridiplantae, Streptophyta, Magnoliopsida, Asterales, Asteraceae. The record is from the annotation of a GenBank genome assembly.